AUGCCUUCGAGUUCAAAGCAAAAGAAGCAAUCGAAGAAGGUAUCAUUGUCGAAUCCCGAAACCACUGCAUCCAACAAUAAUACACCUUCUUCUGAAACCCGCCAACCCGAACAACAACUUGCUUCUCUCUGCGAAGAAGCUUCCAGAAAGUUCCCAUCUUUCAUUGGAAAAUCAGCGUUCGUCGGCGAAAUCAGCGAUGUUGAGAUUACCCCUUUUCCAAAGGGCUGUAAAAUUUGGCUUUCCGAGCCUUCCAUGGUUGCCUCUUCUAUUGCUCCGGGUUACAUUGUCUCGGUGUCUAUUCCUUCUUCAAGGAACAAAAAAAGUGCACAAUUGCAUAGCUUUCCUCUCAAAUCAUUAGCUAGUGAAUGUGCCAAGUGCUACGGAUUGGAAAUCGGUAAGACAUCAUCUGAUGAUGAUGAUAGUGCAGGAAACUACUUUGCGCUUGCAACGGUUUUUCCUUCUAGUAAGGUUUUGAAGAAUGGAGUACGUCUGUCUUCAAAUCUUUCUUAUACCAUGGGAUGUCCUCCUUCAGGCACAAGUGUGUUUGUUCACCCAGUACAGAAACAGUCCUUAUCUUGUCUCGAAAAUGGUUGCAAUGAACUGCAUUCUGCGGAAAAUCAUUGUCUGUUGAUAUCUAAUUGCAAGGAAUUGUAUCUUCGGUUGGCUCCUUGUCCAAAUGGACUACCGUUGAAAAUUAAUAACUUACCCUCAUUGGCCUUGUCUAAGGAGAAAUCCCAUGUCCAAUCCGAGAAUGAUAUUUUUGCAUCUCCUAGAACACCUUCUUAUGGAUCAAAGUUUUCUAAUGCUAGUGGCUUGUCUUCUCCAGUAUUUGAAGAUUCAUCAUCAAGUGUACCCAAUCAGAAUAGUCAAUCAGUGGCUUCAUGUGAUGUUAGUGAGGCAUUAGGGGAUGAAAGUGCCAAAAAACUACUACAGACAUCUGCAACUUCAUGGUUAUAUUCUCGUCGUUUACUGCUAGGGAAUCUUGUCAUUGUGCCAAUCCCAAUGCUUUCAGAGUUGUGCAUUUUCCAAGUGGCAGGAGUUAAAAAGGUGCCAGUUACCAGAUCUGAUCAUUAUCCAUCGAACGGAAGCAGUAAUUUAUAUCCUGAGGAUUCUGAUAUAGCAGAGAAUGUAAAUCAGGCUUUCAUUGUCAAUUAUGAAACGAAGGUAUUUUUAUCACUGCCAUCAAAUGCAGCAUCUGAUGAGCCAGUUCAAAGGGAUUUAUCUUGUGUGAAACUUAAACACAAGGUUGCUAAUGCAAGCAUACGCGAUAAUAUUUCUAAAUUGGGUGGUCUAUCUAAAGAAUAUACACUUUUAAAGGGUAUAAUUUCUUCCUCAGUAAAAUAUGAUUUAUCAAGUUUUGGUUUACGACCUACAAGAGGAAUCCUUCUUCAUGGUCCACCUGGUACAGGAAAGACUUCCCUGGCUCAAUUAUGUGCUCAUGAUGCUGGGGUCAAUUUUUUCCCGAUAGAUGGACCUGAAAUUGUAACCCAAUAUUAUGGGGAAAGUGAGCAAGCAUUGCAUGAAGUUUUUGAUUCAGCCAUUCAAGCUGCACCUUCUGUGGUAUUCAUUGAUGAAUUAGAUGCAAUUGCCCCUGCAAGGAAAGAAGGAGGUGAAGAGCUAUCUCAAAGAUUGGUUGGGAGCUUAUUGAAUCUGAUGGAUGGAAUUAGUAGAACUGAAGGGUUUCUUGUAAUUGCUGCCACUAACAGGCCUGACCAUCUUGAGCCAGCUCUCAGACGACCUGGAAGGUUUGACAAGGAAAUUGAAAUUGGUGUGCCAUCACCCAAACAACGAUUGGAUAUUUUGCUCACUCUUCUCUCUGAAGUGGAUCACUCUCUCUCAGACUUACAAAUUGAAAACCUUGCCACAGUCACUCAUGGUUUUGUGGGUGCAGAUCUUGCUGCCCUUUGCAAUGAGGCAGCCUUGAUUUGUCUACGACAUUAUGCUAACUAUAAAAAAGCUUAUGAUGCUUGUUCUGAUAACAUAACAGAGCAACCUGCUCUGAUGAAUGGUGCAACAAACUCGAGAGAUCAUUCAGGUGUUGCAACUUCAUCUUUUUCUGAUAUCUCAACGGUUUCCAGUCUUGUAUUACCUUCCUGCAUGAUGGAAACAACUUCUGAAAAUAUGGAAAUAAUUCCUGAUAGUGGUGAAGAAGAGCAUAUUUUGAAAGUAAGUUUUGAAGAUUUUCAGAAGGCUAAGAUGAAAAUAAGACCCAGUGCCAUGAGAGAGGUAAUCCUUGAGGUUCCAAAGGUUAAUUGGGAAGAUGUUGGCGGCCAAAAGGAGGUCAAAGCUCAAUUGAUGGAAGCAGUGGAAUGGCCGCAGAAGUACCGUGAUGCAUUUGACCGUAUUGGGGCUUGCCCUCCAACAGGAAUACUGAUGUUUGGGCCUCCAGGUUGUAGCAAAACCCUCAUGGCACGUGCAGUUGCUUCUGAAGCAGGGCUGAACUUUCUAGCAGUCAAGGGUCCUGAACUCUUCAGUAAAUGGGUUGGUGAAUCUGAGAAGGCUGUCAGAUCGUUGUUUGCAAAAGCAAGGGCCAAUGCUCCAUCAAUCAUAUUUUUUGAUGAAAUAGAUAGUCUUGCUGUAACUCGUGGGAAGGAAGGUGAUGGUGUUUCAGUGUCAGAUAGGGUCAUGAGUCAACUUCUUGUUGAAUUGGAUGGUCUGCAUCAAAGAGUUGAUGUCACUGUCAUAGCUGCUACAAAUAGGCCAGACAAAAUUGACCCUGCCCUAUUAAGACCAGGACGCUUUGACCGUCUGCUAUAUGUUGGACCUCCAAAUGAGAUGGACAGAGAAGAGAUAUUUCGCAUUCAUUUACGGAAAAUUCCAUGUGGUUCUGAUGUUAGCAUUGAAGAGCUCGCUCGACUCACAGAUGGUUGUACUGGGGCUGACAUAUCACAAAUAUGUCGCGAGGCAGCUAUCGCAGCGAUUGAGGAGAGCCUUGAUGCUUCAGUUAUAACAACAAAGCAUUUAAAGAUGGCAAUCGAACAGGUCCAGCCAUCAGAAGUGCAGUCUUACCAAAAGCUGUCAGCAACGUUUCAAAGGGCUGUUCACUGCUGUGAUAUAAAAGAUGAAAUCAAUCCUAUGCAGUGCAACAGUGGUUCUACUUUGUUCAACAUUUGGAAGUUCAUAAAAUCUUGCACAUUGUUCCUCUAUCAGAUUCCAGCUGCCAUUUUACAUUCAAGGACUGCUCGAAGUGUAUGACCACAGUCCACGGAGAACUAUUCUGUUUCUCAUAUUCCAGUGACUGGGUUCAAAAGUGUGUGAAGCUUCAUCAUGGGGAUCAUGUACACUGCAAACUGACUAGGUUGAGCCUUUAUUUAAAGCAUGAGUGCAGUAUCAUGUUCGUCAUAUUCCUGUGGCUGGAUUUAUUUGCUAUGAAGCAUAAUCAUGGGGAUGAAUGUCUGCACCACCAGAGGAGUCAUGUAUGCCCAAAAUGUGCUGAAAACCCCAUGACUGAAUCAUGGUCAACCUUUUAUGCUGGAGGAUGAAAACAUUUUGAGUAUAAGUACUGAUUGUUGAUCUCACUUGGAAGUUGUGAUUGCUUCAAUGAUUGUUACUUUUUGAAGGUGAGAGGGUAGUACUGUUGUCUGAGGAACUCGGCCAUCUAUCUAUAUUUGUGAGCCUUUUUCAACAUACUCAGUUCUGUAGGUCUCUGCUACACAGUAUGUAUUCAAAAUCAGAAACUAACUGAGCUGUUUAAUAAACUUACAUCGUUUGAGGAAAAUGUACAGUGUAUUAACUGAGAGCAAUACAUGUACAGAUUACACUUGUUUUGGCCAUUCAAGAUGUAUGUUCAGUCCUGGUGAACCCUCCCCACUUG
Gastrolobium bilobum is the source of this 3814-nucleotide messenger RNA. Its product is annotated as calmodulin-interacting protein 111. The record is from RefSeq and is a predicted model, not a curated record. Bases 1 to 3195 code for a protein of 1064 amino acids. Gene Ontology annotation, molecular function: ATP binding; ATP hydrolysis activity. The transcript has 11 exons. Gene Ontology annotation, cellular component: chloroplast; cytoplasm. NCBI's taxonomy places the organism in Eukaryota, Viridiplantae, Streptophyta, Magnoliopsida, Fabales, Fabaceae.